GUUGUAGGGCUAAGUAGACAUCAUGGCUGCUCAGAAAAAUCUCUGGGAUGUGAUUGUGAUUGGGGCAGGCAUUCAGGGCUGCUUCACGGCGUACCACCUGGCCAAACAUGCGAGGAGGGUCCUCCUGCUGGAGCAGUUCUUUCUUCCACACACCCGAGGAAGCUCACAUGGACAGAGCCGCAUAAUCCGAAAGGCAUACCCCGAGGACUUCUACAUGAAGAUGAUGGAUGAAUGCUAUCAGUUGUGGGCCCAGUUGGAGCACGAGGCUGGAAACCAGUUACACAGGCAGACUGGGGUCCUGUUGCUGGGAAUGAAGGAGAAUCCCAGAUUAAAGACAAUCCAGGCCACACUGUCCACGCAGGGGAUAGACCAUCAAUGUCUUUCAUCAGAGAAGUUAAAGCAACGUUUUCCAAAUAUUCAAUUCACUAGAGGAGAAGUGGGGCUCUUAGACAAGAUGGGAGGCAUCCUCUAUGCAGACAAGGCCCUCAGAGCCCUCCAGCACAAAAUUUGCCAGCUAGGAGGCAUCGUGAGUGAUGGAGAGAAGGUGGUAGAGAUAAGACCUGGCCUACCAGUCAUGGUGAAAACCACCUCAAGGAGCUACCAAGCCAACAGCUUGGUCAUUACAGCAGGUCCUUGGACCAAUCGGAUUCUCCGUCCCCUGGGAAUUGAGUUACCUCUCCAGACCCUUAGGAUCAAUGUGUGUUACUGGCGAGAGAAGGUUCCUGGGAGCUAUAGCGUGUCACAGGCCUUCCCAUGCUUCAUAGGACUGGACCUGGCCCCCCACCACAUCUACGGGCUGCCAGCAGGAGAGUACCCAGGGCUGAUGAAGAUUUGCUAUCAUCAUGGUGACAAUGUGGAUCCAGAGGAGCGGGACUGCCCCACAACCUUCUCAGACAUACAAGAUGUUCAGAUUCUAUGCCGCUUUGUCAGAGACCACUUACCUGGCCUGCGGCCUGAGCCGGACAUCAUGGAGCGUUGCAUGUACACGAACACUCCUGAUGAGCACUUUAUUCUUGAUCGCCACCCGCAGUAUGACAACAUUGUCAUUGGUGCUGGAUUUUCUGGGCAUGGAUUCAAGCUGGCCCCUGUUGUGGGGAAGAUCCUCUACGAAUUAAGCAUGAAAUUAGCACCAUCCUAUGACUUGGCACCAUUUCGAAUAAGCCGCUUCUUUGCCCUGGGCAAAGCCCACCUUUGACCCUUGGCCGGCAGCCUUCCUCCUGGAUAGGAGAACCUCCUACGGAAGACUUCUUGGAGGAUGAGGUGGCUUUGACAUUACUCUUUUUUUUUUUCUUGCUUCUCUUGAGUCUCCUGCAAACAUCAAACAAUUGAGGGCCUAUCUCUCUCCCUAUCGCUUCCCAAGUUCAACUCCCUUCUCAUCCCACAGAAGGUUGACCAGAGAGAUUCUACCACCACAGACUAGCAAAGAACUUUGAGAUGCAUAUCUUUGUAGGGAGAGGUCCUAGGAAUGGCUCAGUAGGUCAGAGGACUGGUUAAAAUUCUCUUUGCUUGGGGCUAGAGAGAUAGCUUAGCCAUUAAGAGUGCUGGCUGCUCUCGCAGAGGACCCAGGUUUGGUUCUCAGCACCCACAUGGCAACUCUGUAACUCCAGUUCCAAGGGAUCUGAUACCCUUUUCUGGCCUCUGCAGGCACCAGGCAAGCACAUGGUGCACAUACAUGCAGCAAGCAUUCAUAUACAUAAAAAUAAAUAAAUCUUAAAAUUCUCUUUACUGGGACAUUAGAUGAACUUGGAAUUAUUUUGAUUAAAUCUGCCCAGGGAAGGGGAAAAAGACUAUCUUUCAUAAACUACUAAUGUCUUUGGUGUUUCUUUGCCUAAAACUUGAGCCAUCCUCUACCAUCAACUCCCCAUACAAUCUCACCUUAGUUGCACAAUAAAUGUUGGAAAAAGAUUACUGGAAAAAAUAAAUAAAUAACUGCAUUGCAUAAAUGUUUGCAGAGGGAUUUCUUUUCCAUGUAACCCUAUUUCUUCUAGGCUCUAAUUAUCUAAAUUAGCACCAGAGUCAAUUACUCCCAGGGCUCCACAGCGCCUCCAUGCACUGCAACCCUUUCCUUUGCUUCUUUGUCUCUUCAUCUUCUCUCUGGAUCUGUAAAGAUGCUCAGCUCCCCACUCUCUCAUUAAGGUAUAUUGUCAGGUCCUUAUGAAGAUGGAACUAUUAUAGCAGAAAGAGAGAGACACACUCGCUUAGAAACCCUGUUCAAUGUUUGAAUGUUAAAUGUGCCAUUUUAUUAUCAUUAGGAUUGCUCCCACUUAAUGAAACAGCAUUAGCACCGCGUCGGCUGGCCUCCUUGCACUAAUUGCUUUGGAAGAGAACGGGCUCGGAACUACCCCAGGGUGGGUGGAGGGGUGAGGGUGUGGACAGGGACUCAGGCAAGGCUGAUGUGCAUAGAUGGUACCCAGAAAUGGGGGACCUUCAGAGUGGCUCAGCUCUAUCCUAGAGAACAGGCUCCUACAGGUUCUGAGGAGAGAGAAGCUGGAACAGGGUAGGGUGGCUAUGACAGAAGUGACUGAGUGGAGAAAAUGGGCAAUGGGACUGAGAAUCAAAACAUUCACAUGAAAUACAGCACAGAGGAAAUUACCUUUCGCUCUCCUCAGUCCUAAAAGACCUAGACGUAUGUAUUAACUAUGAUUUCUUCAGUGAGUUCCAAGAGCCAGCCAAUCCUGUCAACCCCAUGUCAAGUCUGCUUUUCAGGCAAUCUUCAUAAGGACCUGACAAUAUACUCAGUCUCUAUAAAAUGGGAAUUAUAAUACUAAAUAUACAUGGGUGUAUGAGGCUUAAAUACAAUCACACACUCAUUUAAUACAUAAAUAUUAAGUUAGCUUCUACUAAGUGCCAGGCACUGUGCCAAGCACCGUAGAUACUUCAAUGUGCUGGUUAGUUUUAAAUGUCAACUUGAGACAACUUAGAAUUACCCGGGAAGACAGUCUCAUUGAAGAAUUGCCUAGAUCAGGUUGACCUGUGGGCAUGUCUAUGAGAGAUUGUCUUGAUUGUUAAAUGACAGGGGAUGACCCAACCCACCAUGGGUAGCACCAUUCCCUAGUCAGUGGCCGUGGACUAUGUAAGAGUAGGGAAGGCCAGUGGGGUAUUGAGCAAGCAAGCCAGGAUCCAUGUGUUUAUUUUCUCUCUACUCUUAGCUGUGGAUGCAAAGCUUUAAGUCUGUCUCUGCCUUGUUUUCCUUCAACAACGGACUGAAACCUGGAAUUGUAAGCCAAAUAAAUCCCUUUCUUCCAUAA
Nannospalax galili (Upper Galilee mountains blind mole rat) is the source of this 3248-nucleotide messenger RNA. It is a transcript of the gene Pipox, whose product is annotated as pipecolic acid and sarcosine oxidase. The transcript has 8 exons. Bases 23 to 1195 code for a protein of 390 amino acids. Lineage: Eukaryota; Metazoa; Chordata; Mammalia; Rodentia; Spalacidae. The record is from RefSeq and is a predicted model, not a curated record. Gene Ontology annotation, cellular component: peroxisome. Gene Ontology annotation, molecular function: flavin adenine dinucleotide binding; L-pipecolate oxidase activity; sarcosine oxidase activity.